Molecule: messenger RNA, 921 nt
Organism: Menidia menidia (Atlantic silverside)
Lineage: Eukaryota; Metazoa; Chordata; Actinopteri; Atheriniformes; Atherinopsidae
Source: the annotation of a GenBank genome assembly
AUGACGACGGUGGCGACAACAGCCUGUGAGCUUCAGGGGGUGCAAGGCUCAGGCAUCCUACGGAAGAAGCUACAGAUUCUGCUGGGUGUUCCAGGCCACAUUCCCAAUCGCCUGAACGACCUAUUGCUCCUGCGGCCUAAUACGGAGGGAGAGAGCAGUUCUGAAUCCAAGACUAGUAACAACAAGCACGUUGUAUUUUUCCAUGGGGAUAUUCAGAACUUCCAGGAGGAGAUGGCUCGGCAGCCUGAGGGAGCUCAGUGGCUGUCCUGGAGUCUAGAGCAGGUGACCCUCAUACUGGGCAGACGUUUCCCCAGCAGCCACAUCUGGGUGGUGAGAGCGUCCACCAUGUAUCUCCACAAAUUCAGCUGCUACCACAACUUUGUGGAGAGCAACAUGUUUGGUGCUCCGGAGCACUCUCCAUUCUCAGCGGACUUUGGAGCAUUUCACCACCUCAGAGCACUGCUGACCAACGGCAUGAAGCGAGCCAAGCUUCAUCUCCAAGGUGAAGCUGACAGCAUCCCCCCUGGGUUGUCCUUGACUUUGGUGGGUUUUAGCAAAGGCUGUGUGGUUCUGAACCAAAUGGUGUAUGAGCUACCAGGAGCCCGUGCAGACCCACAGAUGUCAGACUUUGUUAAACAGAUCUCAGAUAUGUUCUGGCUGGAUGGGGGGCAUCCUGGGGGAGGGGAGACCUGGGUGACAGACAAACAGGUGCUAAGAGAGCUUGCUGCCAGCGGAGUGUCAAUUCAUGCCCACGUUACGCCAUAUGAGGUGUGUGACCCCAUGCGGGCCUGGGUUGGUCGUGAACACAGAUACUUCAUCAAGAUGCUGGAAGAGUUUGGGGCCUGUCCCAGUAAGAAGUUGCACUUUGAAGACGAACCACCCUCCAUUGAGAACCACUUUAGGGUAAUCCAGGAGUUUUGA